This is a messenger RNA of Trypanosoma rangeli, 867 nucleotides long. Its product is annotated as Low complexity protein. The coding region runs from base 1 to 867 and encodes 288 amino acids. The transcript has a single exon. NCBI's taxonomy places the organism in Eukaryota, Euglenozoa, Kinetoplastea, Trypanosomatida, Trypanosomatidae. The record is from RefSeq and is a predicted model, not a curated record.
AUGUCGGGUGUGGACUACUCAAAGUGGGAUAAGUUCUGCGACAGCGAUGAAUCCGACGGGGAGGAUGAAGUGAAGGGAGGGAGGCCGUGCGUUACGCGGCUGCAGUACCCGUCACGUGUCACAGUUGGCCCGAAUGGGGUUCACAUGGAGACGCCACCUCCACUAGCAACGGCCUCCCCAUUUGUAGACGGAAGUGUUGCAGCUGUUGCCCAUAACACUGCAACUGCCGUCACAGCGAUCACGAAUCCUGCGUCGGGUGGGGAACUGUCUUUGCAGCAAAGCGCCCCGAAGGAAGUUAAGGACGACGACGAGGCUGAGGAGGAUGCGAUGAUGUACUAUAACCUGACGCGCAACGGCGGACGUGAGGGGCAGUCACACCUCUGGUCACAGACGCGGGACACAGCCUCAGUGAGUUUCAUACUUCCCUCAAUGAGUACGAAGGCGAAGGACAUAGUGAACUUUCGUUUGUGCUCCGAGGAACAGCCGGACGGCAGCUCUGUGUGUGUCUUAACAUUUAGUACGCGGGGUGUUGAGGCUGAACGCCGAUACGUCUUUAGGUAUCCUGUGAAGCUUGACAGCGACGUCGUGGAAGGGUGUUGGCAGCUGCACUCGCUUCCUAGCAGGUCUCUGCGACUCAUGGUGGUGCAGCUCGUCAAGGAGCCCGUGGCGGUGGGAAUGUCGCUGUGGUGGAACCGAUGUUUUGUGACGGAUCAGACGACCGUUGACACCCGGACACUCGCCGACAGGAGUAGCACAGAGGCCCUGCGGGGAGAACAAUUCCAGCGGGUUUGGCAAGAGGCCCAUGAAAAAUUCAAGAAGCGAAUAAAAGAACGGCAUGACUGUUUGCCCGUUAUUGAGGAGGAGUAA